UUCUGCGCUAGAGUUUAUAUGUGCCGACAAAUAAGAUUAUCAUCAUGGAGAAUCAUAACGAUCAUCAGAUCAAUUCUGAUCAAACAAACUAUCAGAUCGUGGAAUAUGUGGCAGAUGGCAACACUCAACAAUCAGUCAGUGAAGCGGUUCUUCAGUUCUUCCCUAACGCUGCACCAUUUGAAGCAGCAGGAGUGCCUCAACCGGUUCCAGUUGAAAUUGUGACAUUUCAAAACGAGUCAGAGCUAAAAGCCUAUUUGGAUACACAAUCAGCCAGCGAAACGACUAUUUGGCCAACAAUUUUUAACGAAUCGGAACUUCAGCUGUUCCCUAACGCUUCUCCCUUUGAAGCAGUUGAAUCUCAACCGAAUCCAGCUGAAUGUGCCACAUUUCAAACUGAUUCCGAUUUAAAGGCCUUCUUGGAUACACUUUCUGUGGAAGAAGUGCUGAAGACCUUUCAGGAGCAUUACCCAUCAUCGGAGUGGCCAGACAGCACAAUCCCCCAAUGCGUCAGCGACUUCAGCGUAGCUGCACCAGAAGGGGCCGCAACGUACAACCCAACUAUGGAAUACCCGCCAAUUGUGGGAAAAUCUGAAUCAGCGCCAUGCAAUAGUAUUCCGCAAAAGCCCCGCAUGAAAAGGAAGAUCAAGAAGGUACAAACGUUCACCAGCUCGUGGAACUGCGAGCUAUGCGGCAAGGCGUUCAAAUCCAAAGGAGGACAAGUUCAGCACAACCAGCAGAUCCAUUCCGGUCCGACGCCGCAUGUGUGCAACAUCUGCGGUAAACGGUUCAGGGACUUCGACACGAUGGAGACACACCGGCAGCGCCAUCUGAUGAAGGAUAAGCCAUUCAAGUGCAGCGAGUGCCCGAAGCAGUUCAUUCGCCAUUCGGAUCUUCAGCGACAUAUCGUGCUGCAUCAUAGCGUAAGUCCUCAUCAGUGCGACAUUUGCGGAAAGGUGUUCGACCGGGCAGAUCAUGUGACCGACCAUAAGUGGAGCCAUACCAAUGGGACGGUUAAGAAGUUGAAGGCUCGAAAACCGUUUUAAAACGAACUAAGUUCAAACCAGUGAUAUAAAUUAUUUAGAGAUAAGAAUUUCUGACGAAUUAGUCGAUUUUUCGAUUAUGAUUUUUUUUUAUUUUAUAAUGCAUGCAUACUGUCUAUGGUCUCAUAUAUUCAAUAAAAGAUUUUCUUCGUAUU
Molecule: messenger RNA, 1195 nt
Organism: Aedes aegypti (yellow fever mosquito)
Lineage: Eukaryota; Metazoa; Arthropoda; Insecta; Diptera; Culicidae
Product: zinc finger and BTB domain-containing protein 49
Exons: 2
Coding region: 45-1043 (332 amino acids)
Source: RefSeq, a predicted model, not a curated record